Suncus etruscus (white-toothed pygmy shrew) is the source of this 1364-nucleotide messenger RNA. RefSeq names its product complement C1q like 2 (gene C1QL2). Gene Ontology annotation, molecular function: protein binding. The record is from RefSeq and is a predicted model, not a curated record. NCBI's taxonomy places the organism in Eukaryota, Metazoa, Chordata, Mammalia, Eulipotyphla, Soricidae. The transcript is spliced from 2 exons. Bases 236 to 1099 code for a protein of 287 amino acids.
GCUCGGGUACCAGUCGCUGAAGUCGUGGGGCAGCGGGGACACAGAGAGGGUCGCCACGUCGGGGGCCCGGCCUGGACUCGUGGAGCCGAUCCCCGAGUGCGGGGAGCUGCGGGGCAGCCCGCGUCGCCCCACCAUUACUUCCCCGGGCGGCAAGGAAGAGCUGGUGGCGGUCGCCUCCAGGCUGUGGCAGCGGCGGCGGCGGGCCUGCCUGGCGGCCGUCGGCGUGCUCCUAGCCAUGGCGCUCGGCUUGCUCAUCGCCCUGCCGCUGCUGCUGCAGGCGGCGCCCCCCGGCGCCGCGCACUACGAAAUGAUGGGCACCUGCCGCAUGAUCUGUGACCCCUACAGCGCCGCGCCCAGCGGGGGUCCCGCGGGGGCGAAGGCGCCGCCGCCCGGACCCAGCACGGCAGCCCUGGAAGUCAUGCAAGACCUGAGCGCCAACCCGCCGCCCCCUUUUAUCCAGGGACCCAAGGGCGAUCCGGGGCGACCUGGGAAGCCAGGACCUCGAGGCCCCCCUGGAGAGCCGGGCCCGCCGGGACCCAGGGGGCCCCCGGGGGAGAAGGGCGACUCGGGGAGGCCUGGGCUACCCGGGUUGCAGCUGACGGCGGGCACUGCAGGCGGUGUCGGGGUGGUCGGUGGCGGAACCGGGGGCGGCGGCGACUCGGAGGGCGAAGUGACCGGCGCGCUCAGCGCCGCCUUUAGUGGCCCCAAGAUCGCCUUCUACGUGGGUCUAAAGAGCCCCCACGAAGGUUACGAGGUGCUCAAGUUCGACGACGUGGUCACCAACCUGGGCAACCACUACGACCCCACAACCGGCAAGUUCAGUUGCCAGGUGCGCGGCAUCUACUUUUUCACCUACCACAUCCUCAUGCGCGGCGGCGACGGUACCAGCAUGUGGGCGGACCUCUGCAAGAACGGGCAGGUCCGGGCCAGCGCCAUCGCGCAGGACGCAGACCAGAACUACGACUACGCCAGCAAUAGCGUGGUGCUGCACCUUGAUUCCGGGGACGAGGUGUAUGUGAAGCUGGAUGGUGGGAAGGCGCACGGAGGCAAUAACAACAAGUACAGCACGUUCUCGGGCUUCCUGCUGUACCCUGACUAGGGCUUCAGCAAGGCGAGCAGGCGUGGCUGCAGGCUGUUCCAGACCUACCCGGGAGCGUGUGCUGGUCUUUGGCAAGGGUCGCUCCACCUGCGCCCCACUUCCUGACAACUUCGUUGGAAAAAGACACAUCCCUGCUGUCCUCCUUACUCUGCUCCCUGGCCUCAAUGUGUCUGCUACUCACCAUGCUCAGGGCUGUGCUCCUGGUCGCUGUCCCCAACUAGGGGUAGGAGGGUGAGAGAGGGGACUCCAGGAGCAUGAAGCUGAA